Nannizzia gypsea CBS 118893 is the source of this 525-nucleotide messenger RNA. Its product is annotated as keratin associated protein 5-1. The transcript has 2 exons. Lineage: Eukaryota; Fungi; Ascomycota; Eurotiomycetes; Onygenales; Arthrodermataceae. Bases 1 to 525 code for a protein of 174 amino acids. The record is from RefSeq and is a predicted model, not a curated record.
AUGAUCCGGAGACAGAGACGUGCUGUGCAUCUCGUGGAACGAACUGCGACAAGGGAUACGACUGCGUCGAGCCAUCAGGUUGCUGUCCAUCAGGAACGAUCCCUUGCGGCACGGAGCAUUGUUAUGACCCGGAGACAAAAAUCUGCUGUGGCAAUGGAGGAAGCUGUCCCAAGUCUGGUACAUGCCAUGAAAGCGGAGGAUGUUGUCCCGAUCACCAACGUGGUUGUGGAGAAGAUAAAUGCUACGAUCCGUCAUCCUCAAUCUGCUGUACAGAUGGUGAUGAUUUCUGGGCCUGUAGAAAAGGGGAAUCGUGCUGCCUGGCUUCGAAGAGCUGUUAUCGUCCCAAGACGGAAAAGUGCUGCGAGAGCGGAGCGUGUCCUGACUCUGGCAGUUGCUGUGGGAAGGAAUGCUGUUACGAAAACCAGAGGUGUGGCCGAAAUGGGUAUUAGACCUAUUCAGGCAGCGCUCCUACCUCAGGAAGCGGUGGCUCGGAACCCGGAUCAAACUCCGGCGGACCUCUUCUGA